Messenger RNA from Camelina sativa (false flax), 1792 nucleotides. RefSeq lists its product as uncharacterized. Gene Ontology annotation, molecular function: protein binding. NCBI's taxonomy places the organism in Eukaryota, Viridiplantae, Streptophyta, Magnoliopsida, Brassicales, Brassicaceae. Gene Ontology annotation, cellular component: Ric1-Rgp1 guanyl-nucleotide exchange factor complex; Golgi membrane; cytosol. Gene Ontology annotation, biological process: retrograde transport, endosome to Golgi; intracellular protein transport. The record is from RefSeq and is a predicted model, not a curated record.
UUGAGUUGCUUUUCAUGCACCUUAAAGUGAUUAAAUGACAAACAGCUUUCCACAGUAAGAGAGUUGUCCAUCAUGACUGCAAAGAGCCAUCCAGCAGCAAUACGAUUUGUUCCUGACCAGCAUCCGAGAGAAUGCGAGUUGGAUAACGAUCUUUCUUCUGAUUUGCCAGACAGGGAACCCUCAAGAUGUCUUAUACUGAGGGGAAAUGGGGAGCUUUCACUUCUUGAUUUGGUUGAUGGACGAGAAAGGGAACUUACAGACUCAGUUGAACUAUUUUGGGUGACAUGUGGUCAAUCGGAGGAAAAGACAAAUCUUGUCGAGGAAGUAUCUUGGCUAGAUUAUGGGCACCGAGGAAUGCAGGUUUGGUAUCCUUCUCUAGGGGAAGACCCUUUUAUGCAAGAGGAUUUCCUGCAGUUGGAUCCAGAGUUGGAAUUUGAUCGCGAGGUGUAUCCCCUGGGACUUUUACCAAACGUUGGUGUUGUUGUUGGAGUUUCUCAGAGGAUGUCAUUUUCGGCAAGCGCAGAGUUUCCAUGUUUUGAGCCUACACCCCAGGCUCAGACUAUACUACAUUGCCUGCUCCGCCACCUCCUUCAGAGAGACAAAAAUGAAGAGGCGUUACUCUUAGCACAAUUAUCAGCAGAGAAACCUCACUUCUCCCAUUGUCUGGAGUGGCUUCUUUUUACUGUUUUUGAUGCCGAGAUUUCUAGGCCAAAUCCAAACCGGAACCAGAUUUCAGGACCUGGACAUCUUAAAAAGUUAUCUCUUUUGAGAAAAGCCUGUGAUUUAAUCAAAAAUUUCCCGGAGUACUAUGAUGUGGUAGUGAAUGUAGCCAGAAAAACUGAUGCCCGACACUGGGCUGAUUUAUUUUCUGCUGCUGGGAUAUCAACAACGUUGUUUGAAGACUGCUUCCAGCGAAGAUGGUAUCGAACUGCAGCGUGCUAUAUACUUGUGAUUGCCAAACUGGAAGGUGUUGCUGUCAGUCAGUACUGUGCAUUGCGGCUAUUGCAGGCUACACUUGAUGAGUCCCUUUAUGAUCUUGCUGGAGAGCUAGUGAGGUUCUUGCUAAGAUCUGGAAGAGACAUUGAGCAGGCGCCAACAGAGUCAGAUUCAUUAUCACCUAAGCUUCUCGGGUUUCUUAUUUUCGGUUCCAGCCACAAGAAAUCAUCACUCGAUAAGAGCUCCUCGUUCAAAGAGCAAAGUCCUCAUGUUGCUUCUGUAAAGAGCAUACUUGAAAGUCAUGCCAGUUACUUGAUGUCUGGUAAAGAACUUUCAAAGCUUGUUGCAUUCGUCAAAGGCACCCAGUUUGAUAUUGUGGAUUUUCUUCAACGAGAAAGAUAUGGUUGUGCGCAGCUGCAGAAUUUUGCUGCAGGACUUGAGCUGAUUGGGCAAAAGCUGCAAAUGAGUGAGCUACAGAACCGGUUAGAUGCAGAGUUUCUAUUGGCUCAGAUGUGUUCUGUCAAGUUCAAAGAAUGGAUAGUUGUUCUUGCCACUCUAUUACAACGGUCCGAGGUUCUUUAUGAUAUUUUCCGGUAUGAUCUACGGUUGUGGAAAGCAUAUAGCAUGACAUUACAGUCUCACCUGGGUUUCGCUCAGUACCAUGACUUGCUUCAGAUUUUAGAGGAUAAACUCUCAGCGACCGCUAGAGAAGAAAGCAAUAGAGGUUCCAUCUCUUGAUAAUAUUGUUUAUUUCUGAAGCUUUUUUCACGUUAACAUUUUCUGCCUGAGUUUUCACUUUUCGUGUAGAUAAACAUAAGUUUAGAAGAAAUGAGAAUUACAUCCCCACACUACGCAA